Dovyalis caffra is the source of this 297-nucleotide messenger RNA. The record is from the annotation of a GenBank genome assembly. Lineage: Eukaryota; Viridiplantae; Streptophyta; Magnoliopsida; Malpighiales; Salicaceae.
AUGUUUCAGAAAGGUGACGCCUAUAGUCAAGGGCAAGCCUUUAGAAAUGAAAAAUGGAUCACUGCCGAAGGAGAUGCUGAUGCUUUCCUUUACAACUUCUCCCAAUCACCAAAAUCUAUAAGAGAGCCUCCAUCUCCAAAUGCCUUAAUGGAGAGGGGUGCUGGGGAAGAAGAUGACGCUGUGGAGGUUGAGGUAGACUGUGAUGGGGCUGCUGAAGUGGAGGUUCUAUUGGAUGAUAUCAGUCCUAUUCUAACUGAAUGGACAACAAGGCUAUUGCAAAAGCCAAACUCAGUUUAA